CCGUUUCUAGAUCAUUACUUGAAAUUAUCUGUGACUUAAAUUCAGAUUUCUGUUGAUAAAAAUUUUCCCCAUCAUCUUUGUUUUUUUCAAAGUUUCUUAUUAACAAUUAUCUGGGCUAAUGAGCCUCAAAGCAAUUAUUUAUCCUUUUGUCAAAUUUUACAUUAAGAAAUCUGUGACCCAAGCCCCCUUCAAAAAUUUUUUCCAAACCUACCCAAGGGAUGAGAGUUAGGAGAGGCCUCAUCUCUUGCUGAAGAUCCCAAGACUUCCAUGGCUUCCACUUCCCGCCGCCAACGCCGAGAGCGUCGCUUCCGUCGUUAUUUGUCUGCAGGACGGCUGGUCCGGGCCCAGGCCCUCCUCCAGCGACACCCAGGCCUUGAUGUAGACGCUGGGCAACCCCCACCACUGCACCGGGCCUGUGCCCGCCACGAUGCCCCCGCCCUGUGCCUGCUGCUUCGGCUUGGGGCUGACCCUGCCCACCAGGACCGCCACGGGGACACGGCGCUGCACGCUGCUGCCCGCCAGGGCCCUGAUGCCUACACGGACUUCUUCCUGCCGCUGCUGAGUCGCUGCCCUUCUGCUAUGGGAAUAAAGAAUAAGGACGGGGAGACCCCGGGGCAGAUUCUGGGCUGGGGCCCCCCCUGGGAUUCUGCUGAAGAGGAGGAGGAGGACGAGGCCUCUAAGGAGCGGGAAUGGAGGCAGAAGCUGCAGGGAGAGCUGGAGGAUGAGUGGCAGGAGGUCAUCGGGAGGUUUGAAGCAGAUGACGCUUCCCAUGAGGCCCAGGAGCCCGAGUCCUUCUCAGCCUGGUCAGACCGCCUGGCCCGGGAGGGCGCCCAGAGGCGGCGGCGGCAGCAGCAGUGCGGGGCAGAGGGAGCCUGCCGACCGGCCCGGGCUGCGGGUCCCAGUCACAGCUGGCCGCGGCAGGAGGAGGAGGAGCAGCGGCGCUUCCAAGAGCGGGCCCGGGCCAAGGAGGAGGAGCUGCGAGAGGGCCGGGCCAGGCGGGCGCAGGAGGCCCGUGGGGACCGAGGGCCAGAGCCAGCCAGGGCUGGGCCCAGGGCGGAGCCCCCAAGAGGAGCAGGGAGGGGCAGCCUCUGGCGCUUUGGUGAUGUGCCCUGGCCCUGCCCUGGGGGGGGGGACCCGGAGGCCAUGGCUGCAGCCCUGGUGGCCAGGGGCCCCCCGUUGGAGGAACAGGGGGCCCUGAGGAGGUACUUGAGGGUCCAGCAGGUCCGCUGGCACCCUGACCGCUUCCUGCAGCGAUUCCGAAGCCAGAUUGAGACCUGGGAGCUGGGCCGCGUGAUGGGGGCCGUGACGGCCCUUUCUCAAGCCCUGAAUCGCCACGCGGAGGCCCUCAAGUGACCCCAGGGAAAGAGUGAGAAACUGCAGGGAAUGCAGCCUUAGAGGCAGGGCAGUAGUAAGGGGACGGUCAGGGAUGGGGAUGACGAGGAAGAGGCUGAUGCUGCACGGCGAAGGGUAUGGGGUGGGAGCGAGACUUGUAACGAGUGGGAGUGGGGAGGAUAUGGGCCACCACCACUGCUCCUUGACUCCUCCAGUUCCUAAUAAGACCUGGUUCCACAUCUCACUCCCGGUGUCUCCUCUGCCUUUUUCCAUUGCUGUGGUUUUCAUCAUACAUGACCUCUCCUUUCUCACCCCGCCCGCCAAAAUCUGCAGCUCCUACACACCUGCAACACGCACACACCGAGUUGGGCUCUCAGCUGGAGCCAAGAAGGCCCUGCUUGCCCACCCGCAAAGGCAGCCCUAAGAAGACCCAGUUUGCCCACCAGUCUCCACUCCCUGCGCCGGGCUCCUCCACUGUGCUGUCAGUGACUGGAGAAAUAGACGUGAACAGAGACGAAAAAGGGAACAAAACCAGUUUCCCUCCUCUCCCCAGUUCCCCAGCUAGAACCACAUCCUCCUCCCCACUUAACACUCCCUCCCCCAACACAGGGCUUUCCCUUUGCUGAGUCACUGAAUGAUCUGAGUUGGGGGCAGCUGGAGCUGGGGGCCAUGAGGAGGUUGUGGGAGGAUGGGAUAGAAGCAGAAUGGACAGAGGAAGAGCCCUGUGGGGGAGUGGAAUUUCGGUUGCUAAAAUUAGGAGCCGGGGAAGGAGGUGGAAAGAGCCAAAUUAUGUAACCUGGGUUAUCUGUUCUUGGGCAACCAGGGAUCCACACCCAAGGCUAUCUCCCCGCUAGCUCCUCAGUCCUAUGUCUUCUCCUCCAGGGCCGCAGUCCUGGCCAGCUUCUGCCCCCAUCCCACACCUGGGCUUCCUCUCUGGGCAGUCUAGCCUUCCAGAGAGGCAUCUUUUCCUGAAGUUGAGGAAGAGGUCCUGAGGGGCGGAGGGAGAGGGUCUGGUGCCAUCCCUGUCACUCUUCCAUACUCGAGCUCCACUCGAGCUCCCCAGAACCGGGAGAGGAAGUUGUAGACAGUACCAAACCCCACUGCCGUCCCCCAGGACACAACAGGGAACUCCGCAAAAAGCAAAGAGUUACAGGCAUGUGCUGGCGUGUGCGGUCUGCACGCGUCUACAUCAGAGAAUAUUAAGAAUCAGAAACGAAUUUUUUAGGGUUGGAGCCCUGGUCUACUCAAGAGAAUCCUGAGGGCGGUAGAGGAGAGGGAGGGAAGCCCGCGGGAGCAGGGGAACACGGGGCGGGCAUGAGACCCUGGGAGAAGACAGCCAAGAGCCCCGAGGCCUCCCAGGGAGCAGGCAGCUGUCAGGGUCUGGAGGAGGAAGGGCUGGUGAGAAAGAUCUGUGAGAGGAAGCUGCUGUGAUUCAGAGAAGAGUCUGCGAGCUGUGAGCAGCCCAGGCGUCCGGUUCCUCUCACAGGCCGGAGGUUUCGGAAGUGGCAUGCAAAGAGCCCAGCUGUGGAGUUAGGGGGAGCUGGGGUUAGGAUCCCUAAGCUGGGGGUUGAGAGGUAAGCAAUAGAAACCUUUGGUGCCCAGAUUUGCUCCUCCAUCCAGCAGUUUUCUCUGGUUUUGAAGCACAUCAUUUCCCCUCUGCAAGAGUUACAUAAAACCAAAGCAAAAUAAGCCCUGAUCCCUGGCCCCCAAACCUCCCUCUUUUCAACAUCCCUGCCUGGUGUGUCUGGCCCCCAGCCCUGUUGGGGGUUCCCCUGAGUGAGGGCUGUUCACUUUCUCUGACCACAGGGUUUCCGCUUCUGUGUGUCUUGUUUCCUAGGCUGAUAAAAAUACUGAGCCCUAGAGGCCCUGGCUUCCUCUGACCCCCCGGGGCCAGGCAGCAGGCAUCCUGUCCACCAUGGUGGGGGCAGGGAGGGGGGCCCAGGGAUCCCCAAGGGAUGACUCAGUGCCUACCAUGAAACCCUGGGGAGGUGUGAAUGUGUGUAUCUGCUCUCGAGAGCUGGAAUGAGGAAUCAAUUCUCAGUGAAGGAUGAUGCAUUGGGGUUAAGUUAGGAAAACAGGAUUAGGGAACAAGACUAGUGAGAUCAAAGAGGGUCAGUUGAGGGAUUGAGCUUGGGGUCGGUUUGAGUUAAAUUGGGAAAAGGAUCUGGGAGGGACUCUAUUCAGUGUAGUUCAACUGAGCAACAAGUAACCCAAAGAUAAAUCCAAACUGCUGCAAGUUUGCAGUCCAACAGGGAAGGCAAGGCCCACAGCUAAUUGUCAUUCAGGGCAUGAUGCUGAGUAAAUAUUAGAGAGUAAGACACCGUGGGUACAGAAGGGGGAGGGGGCACUUGACUGGUGCUGAUGAGUGGGCAGAAUUUCUAUGGGUGGAGGUGGCGGGAAAGGCUCCAUAGACAAAUGAAAUGGCUUCAGCAGAGACCAGGAGUCAGAAAACAGUAUAUUGAGGAAAAGACGAGUGUCCUGAGGUAGAUGAAGCACAGGUGUGAGUGAGCAGGUGUUGAAGAGAGGCCCGCGGGAGGCCAAGGUAAAGGGUCCAGGACCUCCUCCUGUGUGCCGCAGCACUGGUGGCAGCCGUGCA
Zalophus californianus (California sea lion) is the source of this 3928-nucleotide messenger RNA. It is a transcript of the gene NFKBIL1, whose product is annotated as NFKB inhibitor like 1. Lineage: Eukaryota; Metazoa; Chordata; Mammalia; Carnivora; Otariidae. Gene Ontology annotation, cellular component: nucleus. The transcript is spliced from 4 exons. The coding region runs from base 268 to 1353 and encodes 361 amino acids. Gene Ontology annotation, biological process: negative regulation of toll-like receptor signaling pathway; canonical NF-kappaB signal transduction. The record is from RefSeq and is a predicted model, not a curated record. Gene Ontology annotation, molecular function: protein binding.